GCGGACGCGCUUUCCGGAAGUAAAAGGACUUCACAACAAAGCUGAACAAGUGACAACGGAUUAAAUUACGUCAAAGAAGACGAAGAUCCGAAGACUUGGAACUGAAUCCGAGUCACGAGACUUCGUCGGCCUGCCGACAUUGUCUUCUCCCACGGGACGCUUCAAUGAGCCACAUGUGGUCCGCAAGGCUUGGUGGAGAUGGCGCGACCGUCAUGGAGCACCGCGGCGGCAGCAGCGGCGAGGACGACGACGACGACGACGAGAUGGUGGACAUCGGCGGGGUCACGCUGGAUUUCUCUUCCACGGACGACGUCCCGCCACUCAGUUCUGGAGGUUACGAGGGGUACGGCAGCGGGGGUGGCAGAGCUGUGAACGGCGUCGGCAAACCGGCAGACCUCCUGGAGGACCCGGUGCCGGGUGUGGGCACCUACGAGGACUUCAACACCAUCGACUGGGUCCGCGAGAAGAGCAAGGACCGCGACCGGCACCGAGAGAUUAGCAACAAGAGCAAAGAGUCGGUGUCGGCUCUGCUGCUCAGCGUCAGUGACGCCUUCUCGGGUUGGCUGCUCAUGCUUCUGGUGGGCCUCAUGUCAGGCGCUGUGGCGGGCGGCAUCGACAUCGCCGCCCACUGGCUGACGGACAUGAAGGGCGGCGUGUGUCUGGCGGGUUUCUGGUUCAACCACGAACACUGCUGCUGGACGUCCAACCAGACCACUUUCCAGGAGCGAGACCGCUGUCCUCAGUGGCAGAGCUGGGCCCAGCUCAUCACCGGGACCGCCGAGGGGGCCUUUGCCUACACGGUCAACUACAUGAUGUACAUGUUCUGGGCUCUUCUGUUCGCCUUCCUGGCCGUGACACUGGUGCGGGCGUUCGCUCCAUACGCGUGCGGCUCGGGAAUACCUGAGAUCAAAACCAUCCUGAGCGGUUUCAUCAUCCGCGGGUACUUGGGCAAGUGGACGCUGAUCAUCAAGACGGUCACGCUGGUCCUGGCCGUGUCGUCCGGGCUCAGCUUGGGCAAGGAAGGCCCGCUGGUCCACGUAGCCUGCUGCUGCGCUAACAUCCUUUGUCACCUCUUCACCAAAUACCGCAAGAACGAGGCUAAGCGGAGAGAGGUGUUGUCGGCGGCGGCGGCGGUGGGCGUGUCGGUGGCCUUCGGCGCUCCGAUCGGCGGCGUCCUCUUCAGCUUGGAGGAGGUGAGUUACUACUUCCCUUUGAAAACUCUGUGGCGUUCGUUCUUUGCUGCCCUGGUGGCCGCCUUCACGCUGCGCUCCAUCAACCCGUUUGGCAACAGCCGACUGGUUCUGUUCUACGUGGAGUUUCACUCUCCCUGGCACCUGGUGGAGCUGGCGCCCUUCGUCCUCUUGGGCAUUUUCGGAGGCCUGUGGGGGGCGCUCUUCAUCAAGGCUAACAUUGCGUGGUGCCGCAGACGCAAGUCGACCCGUCUGGGCCACUACCCGGUGAUGGAGGUCCUGUUGGUGGCGGCGCUGACCGCCUUGCUGGCUUUCCCAAACGGCUACACCAGGAUGAGCGGAGCCGAGCUCAUUUCAGAACUUUUCAAUGAUUGCUCGCUGCUCGAUUCCUCGCAGCUCUGCGGAUACAAACAGCCCACUAACACGUCCCAAACCGGCGUGGGGGACAGCCAGGCGGACCGGCCAGCAGGGGAAGGUCUCUACACCGCUCUGUGGCAGCUGGCUCUGGCCUUGCUCUUCAAGAUGGUCAUCACCGUCAUCACGUUUGGCAUGAAGGUUCCGUCAGGACUGUUCAUUCCCAGCAUGGCGGUGGGUGCCAUCGCGGGGAGGCUGCUGGGCGUGGGCAUGGAGCAGCUGGCCUACUACAACCGCGACUGGCUCCUCUUCCGAGGCUGGUGCUCGCCCGGCACCGACUGCAUCACGCCGGGCCUCUACGCCAUGGUGGGCGCCGCCGCGUGCCUCGCCCGCCUGUACGCUUGCGGGUCUCUUCUGACGUGGUCCUUCCUGUCCACAGGCGGCGUGACGCGCAUGACCGUGUCACUGGUGGUGAUCAUGUUUGAGCUGACGGGCGGCCUGGAGUACAUCGUGCCGCUCAUGGCCGCCACCAUGACCAGCAAGUGGGUGGCGGACGCUUUUGGGCGCGAGGGGAUCUACGAGGCGCACAUCCGCCUCAACGGCUACCCCUUCCUGGAGCCCAAAGAGGACUUUGAGCACAGCAGCUUGGCCGAAGACGUGAUGAGGCCCAGGAGGGCGGACCCCGCCCUGGCCGUGCUCACGCAAGACGGCAUGACGCUGGGUCAGGUGGAGGCGCUGGUGGAGAGCACACGCUUCAGCGGCUUUCCUGUGGUCGUCUCACAGCAGUCCCAGAGGUUGGUGGGGUUUGUGCUCCGAAGAGAUCUGCUCAUAUCCAUUGAUAAUGCCCGUCAGCGGCAGGAGGGCGUGGUCAGUGCAUCCCGGGUGCUCUUUAGCCAGCACGCCCCCACUCAGGCCCCCGAAGCCCCCCCUGACCUCCGCCUCCGGGGCAUCUUGGACCUCAGCCCCUUCACCGUCACGGACCACACACCCAUGGACAUCACCGUCGACAUCUUCCGCAAACUGGGCCUGCGACAGUGCCUGGUCACACACAACGGGAAGCUUCUGGGCAUUAUCACCAAAAAGGACAUUCUCAAACACAUGGCGCAGAUAGCCAACAGAGAUCCCGACUCCAUUCUCUUCAACUGAAGGACACAACAGUGACCACGACACGUUCUGGUUGGGUGUCUGGGAGCACAAAAAAAAGAAAAGACUCAUCCCCAAUGUCAUGUGGAGGCCUCUGGAAUAUUUCACAUCUGCUCCAUUUUCGUUGAUGUCGUCAACCUCUUUUUUGGUUCCGUGUGAAGGAGUGAGGGGCCUCCUCCUCUCCCUCCUCCUCGUCCAGCCUGCGGAGGAUUUGUGAGCAUAUAGAAGAAUGCAGGACUUGAGAGAAGAUAAAGUCGGAAGAUGUCGGUGCCUGCCCUGUGGCUGUCAAGACGAGCCCAGACAGAGCGCUUCGACUCGGGCUCGAUGGAUUCUCGAGCUGCCCCUCCUCUUUCGAGGCCUGAGACGUGUUUAGUGUGAGAAACACACACACACACACACACACACAGCGUUUUGAGGGAAUGAGCAAAGAAAUGCAAUCAUGUCAUUUAUGUCAAACGGUUUGUCCCACUAAAUUAUUUCU
This is a messenger RNA of Phycodurus eques (leafy seadragon), 3168 nucleotides long. RefSeq names its product H(+)/Cl(-) exchange transporter 5-like. The record is from RefSeq and is a predicted model, not a curated record. Gene Ontology annotation, biological process: chloride transport; transmembrane transport. Gene Ontology annotation, molecular function: voltage-gated chloride channel activity. The transcript has 19 exons. Gene Ontology annotation, cellular component: membrane; early endosome; Golgi apparatus. NCBI's taxonomy places the organism in Eukaryota, Metazoa, Chordata, Actinopteri, Syngnathiformes, Syngnathidae. Bases 165 to 2690 code for a protein of 841 amino acids.